This is a messenger RNA of Acaulospora colombiana, 1503 nucleotides long. The record is from the annotation of a GenBank genome assembly. NCBI's taxonomy places the organism in Eukaryota, Fungi, Glomeromycota, Glomeromycetes, Diversisporales, Acaulosporaceae.
AUGCAAAUAAAAACCAUCUACCAAGAGCUGUACUAUCGUGGACAUUCCGAUGUACGGCGUGUAGAGAUGCCCAGACAUAUACUCGGUGAUAUUCUAGAGAAUAUCUUACUAGAGUUAGACGGCAUAGAAGAUAUCGCAAGAGACUCUCCUCCUCUCUUUGAUUACCCUUCGUUCAUAAGAGAGAUUUCGAUUUACUACAUGUGUUGUGGUAUCAGAUCGUACAUUCUAGAUGCACAGUCCGCGAGUAACGAGGCAAAAUCCAAACGGGGUCCGUACACGGACGUCGAAUGGACCUCGUUUACUCGUCAGACCCAACAAUUUGUUCGCGAACUAUUCAAACUGUUCCUGAGAAGAUCCACAAGUAUUCGUAGCUUGAAUUUGGCAAUGCAGGAGCGUGAUUUCUGUUUGCGCGAGAAUCCAAGUAAAUAUCUGGCGUUGGAUCAUUACACCGACGGUCGGGUUGCGCUGAGCAAGAUGCGUCAAUUUAGCAGUGGCGGCGAAGGAAAGCAAUUUUGUGAUAUACUGUCAAAAUUUUGUCAUAAUCUAGAGUCGUUCAGAAUCGUCUAUAAUUCCGGAGGUGAAUUUGACAAUUUGAUAAAGGCACAGCGACAUUUGCGAAACCUACAAGUACUUCACGUGGACUUGACAGAGGACACAGUGAAGGCCAUAAGUACCCAAGGUGCAAGCUUGAGGUCAAUCGAACUUUGGGGUUGUCUGUUUAAGGGCGUGACGCUGCGAGCGUUGUCCUCGUGUAGACACCUGGAGAGAAUCAUAUUUCACGAUUGCGGGAAUAUGACGAAAGCGGUUUUGGCCCCUCUGGCCACAGCCUCGUUUCCUCGGUUAUCCACCGUCUAUUUUAAAUUUCGAGGACAACUUGAAUCGAAAGAUUUGCCCAUCCACGAACUGGCUCAUCUUGUGGCAAACACAAGAUCCACCCUCACCCAGCUAUGCAUCGAGGGUCUGGGAUAUCCAUGUCCAGAAAUAUUUGAGUCGUUGGUCAAUAGUCAGCAAUUACGGAAAAUCUCUAUGCAAAUCCAAACACUCGAUGAGCUCCCUCUGGUGCUCGGCAUCCUGAAAACAUGUAAAAACCUAAGAUCCGUGUCCAUCGCCGAAAAUCAGAAAUUCUUUGCCGAAAGUUUUGGCUUAACCAUGGAGUUGGUGAGUCAAUAUUUAGAUGCGAAUGAGUUUUUGCCACGUGUGGCACAAAUUCUGUCGGAGCAAGUGCAACAUUUGGUGUUGAACAUACCGAACUGUUGGGUGACGCCAGGAACGUUGAGAGAAUUUUUCAAGGACUGCAAAGCAAAUUUGGAGUACCUGAGGUGGCAGAGCUACGAAGACUCUCGGUUCUUCGUGGAUGUCAUCGAUGAGUAUGGAAGGAAGAUGCAGCGAGAUGUUAAAUACGGAAAUUGGAAGUGGGAACAAGCAAGUGGCCAAUUUGGUCCAGUGACACUGGAUGUAGAGUUUCGCAAGAAGAAUGCUUCGUAUUUUAGGUAUGUAUGCUGA